AUGGCGAUUAGGAAUGCAGUAAGAGAUGUAUUUCCCAAAGUCAGACAUAGAUUAUGCGCUUGGCACCUUAUUCGAAAUACAACUAGCAAUGUUAGAAAUCCAUCGUUUACAUCUAAAUUCAGAAAAAUCAUGUUGGGAGACUAUAAGAUUCCCGUGUUUAAGCAUAAGUGGGUCCAGCUUAUUGAAGAAUUUGGCCUUGAGGAUAAGCCGUGGGUGAACAUACUUGUAGAGCUGCUAGAGAGAUUUGCUGUUGAGUUAUACACUCAUGAGAUAUUUCUAUUGUUUCGGCCAUUUCUCAUUAGAGCUGGAUCAAUGCGGGUGCUAAACAUAGAGAAUAACGAUGAUUGCAUAAAGUACAUUGUGUGUAAGUAUGGGAGGCCCGAUUUUAUGUGGACCGUUGAAUUUCGUCAAGAAGAAAUGAUCUUCACGUGUACCUAUUUAAGAAUUGAGUCAUUUGGAAUUCCUUGCAAAUAUAUUGUGAAAAUUCUGGUUGACAGAGACAUUUGUGAGAUUCCCCGGUCAUUGGUAUUGGAUAGAUGGACAAAAAAGGUGAAAUCAACACUCAAUGAUGCAAGUGGAUUCACUAGGGAUGCUGUUGUUAUUAUUCGUCAAAGUGCCUUGAUAGAAUUUUCUAAACAAUUGGUUGUUGUUGCUGCUAAAGUCCCAGAGAGAUAUGAAGAGACACUUGACAUAAUUAUGAGAUUGUACUCAUCUUACAAGGCUACAUACGAAGGCACUAAUCAACCUCAGUCAGGUGUAGCUAAAAGUAGCAAUCCGUAUGUGCAUCAAACCAAUAUAGGCUCAGGACAACCAUCUAAGAAGAAGCGGCAACGUUGUAGUGUUUGUCAAAUUGAAGGACAUAAGAAGGCAACAUGUCCGUGGCAAAAGGACAUUGACAACAACGUUAUAGAAUAUGAAGCUAAUGGUCCGGAUGAUGGCGACAUGUAUACCGAACCAACGGCUGAUUUAGAUAGUGAUAAUUAG
This is a messenger RNA of Arachis stenosperma, 984 nucleotides long. RefSeq names its product protein FAR1-RELATED SEQUENCE 5-like. The record is from RefSeq and is a predicted model, not a curated record. NCBI's taxonomy places the organism in Eukaryota, Viridiplantae, Streptophyta, Magnoliopsida, Fabales, Fabaceae. Gene Ontology annotation, biological process: regulation of DNA-templated transcription. Bases 1 to 984 code for a protein of 327 amino acids. The transcript is spliced from 2 exons.